This is a messenger RNA of Chrysemys picta bellii (western painted turtle), 1217 nucleotides long. It is a transcript of the gene TNFAIP6, whose product is annotated as TNF alpha induced protein 6. Lineage: Eukaryota; Metazoa; Chordata; Testudines; Emydidae. The record is from RefSeq and is a predicted model, not a curated record. Gene Ontology annotation, molecular function: hyaluronic acid binding. Gene Ontology annotation, biological process: negative regulation of inflammatory response; cell adhesion.
AUUCUGUAACAAUACUACAGAAAGUUCAAUUGGAGCAGGCUUGCUGACCUCACAGGGAAACGCACUAUUUAAGAUCAGGUUACCAGAUGUGCCAACAGAAUUUAGGCAGCUGCUAGCAGAGGUUACCCUGAGUGUUUUAACAGAGAGCAUUUACAAGCUAAUAGCUCAGACAGAAGAAAUGAUCGUGUUAAUUUUCUUUUUUGUCUUGCUGUGGAAUGAGGCUCAAAGUUGGGGAGUCAAGAAUGGAGUACUGCAUAACUCUAUUUGGUUAGAGCGAGCAGCUGGAGUGUACCACAGGGAGGCACGGGCUGGAAAAUAUCAGCUCACCUAUGCAGAAGCUAAAGCAGUGUGUGAAUAUGAAGGAGGACAACUAGCCACAUACCAGCAGCUGGAGGCAGCAAGAAAAAUAGGUUUCCAUGUGUGUGCUGCUGGUUGGAUGGCUAAGGGCAGAGUUGGUUAUCCCAUAGUGAAAGCUGGAUCCAGCUGUGGCUUUGGAAAAACUGGCAUUGUUGAUUAUGGGAUUCGCCUCAACAGAAGUGAGAGAUGGGAUGUCUAUUGCUACAACCUUCAUGCAAAAGAAUGUGGUGGAAUCUUCACAGAUGCAAAGCACAUCUUUAAGUCACCAGGCUACCCAAACGAGUAUGAAAAUAAACUAAUAUGCUACUGGCACAUUAGACUAAAGUACGGACAACGGAUUCAUCUACAGUUCCUGGAUUUUGAUGUUGAAGAUGACACUGCUUGCAUGGCUGAUUUCUUAGAAGUCUAUGAUAGCUAUGAUGAUAUCACUGGCUUUGUGGGCAGGUACUGUGGAGAUGAACUUCCAGAUGAUAUCAUCAGCACAGGAAAUCUCAUGACCUUAAAGUUCUUGUCAGAUGCCUCAGUGACCGCAGGUGGUUUUCAAAUUAAAUAUGUUGCUGUAGACCCACCUUCAAAACCUAAUGAUGAGAAAAAUGCAACUUCCCAAGGAAACACAAACUUCUUGUCUGGAAAAUUUGGCAUUAUGUGAACAGACAGAUCAACAUCACAGAAAAUGCAGUUGGAAUAUAGAGUUAUUAAAUACAAAUACCACUUGAGAUACCUGUUUUGUCCAAUAAGUUACAGCUAUCAUACUAUAUUUGGGAUAGCCAGCAGCCACAGUCGCUUUUUAUCUUAUCCUUCUGACUUUUAUAACUUCUGCUUUAUGUAACUUUUCUUAAUAAAGAAUAUUGGGAAAUAAA